Molecule: messenger RNA, 4035 nt
Organism: Dinoponera quadriceps
Lineage: Eukaryota; Metazoa; Arthropoda; Insecta; Hymenoptera; Formicidae
Product: kelch-like protein 5
Exons: 10
Coding region: 1127-2971 (614 amino acids)
Molecular function (GO): protein binding
Source: RefSeq, a predicted model, not a curated record
UAUCGAACAUGAACAACGGCUAACUUCGGGCGUGAAGACGUACGCGAGAGCCGAAUAUAUCGAGUGAGACGCACGCAGCGUCGCCGUCGUGCGACGACCCCAGCCGUUACAGCCUGCGAAGUUCGAAAUGACGCGAGCAACGUGUAAAUUCGUCCGAUCGAAUUCCCGACGUUGCAAUUUCCGACACAGCUCGGUCGGGACUGAGGGUGACGAUUUCUCGCCGAAACCCUGGCUCUUAAAAAUGACUUUUUGCACUUCCACGCAAGAUAUUUUUAAACUGGAAAAACUAUCGUAACUAUUCAUACGUAAUAUUCUCAUUACUGUGAUAUUAUCAUGAAAAUUAAAACAUGCUCGCGUUCGUCAGAAAACACUCAGAUUUUAAUCGGGAAGGAGAGAGAAAGGUAUAUUUUCACACGAAACUUAUCAGCAUACGCUGUUUCGCAGUUGUAGCGGACUGUGCGAUUCCAUUCUGACUACUUCCACUUGAGAUUCCAGCUCAUAUUCCGAACGCGCUUAUGAUAAUAUUAGCAUGUUACCAGCUGCUUGCGCGAAGAGCCGGAAGAGUAAAGUGGCGGUAGUAAAGUAGCAGCAGCGGUAAAGAGAGUCGACGUGAACGCGGUACUGAGACUCGCGCAGUCGGGCGAUCAAGCUUCCCUGUAAUAUUGAAGAAUCAUGCCGUCUCGCUCGCGCCCUUCAAAUGCCACGGUUCAAUCGAAUCAUUUCACGAAGGAACGAGAGCGAGAGGAUCGGCGGCGCUCUCGUAAAAUCCGGGCCCAGUCGGUGCACCAUUUAACACGCCCCCUCCUGCGUAUACAUCUUCGUGCAUGCACACACCGUGCACGCAGGCCUGGGGCUCUUUGUUUAUUCCAUGUGGUGACGUACGCGUACGUCUGUGUAUGUACGUACGAGCGACGCAUCGCGAGAGAACGCGAGAGAGCCGCUCGAUGCGAUCGAAUGCGCGGCGGCAGUCGGUGCCGAGUGCGCUGACCCGUGCGGAACGGAAAGAGCGAUGGUCGUUGACCGCAGCUGAGCGCGAUCCAUUGUUUACCUCGGCCCGACGCAUCCCCGGAGCUUCCUCGCGAAUAAACCGGAUCCUCCGUGCCGAGCGUGAUUACAACGGUCGAGCAUGUCAUCGUCGUCGCCGUCCUCGUCGUCGAAAGCAGCGGCGGGAUGCGCUCCCGCGAACAAAGGCGAGCAGCAGGAGUUCGCCUUGGACAAAGACGCCAGCGAGCACAGCAUCUCCAGCAUGAUCUCGUGCGUGUCGGUCUCGCCGAAGCACGCAGAGAACAGCCUGCGAGUCAUGGAGAGCUACCUGCACAAGCAGCAGCUGACAGACGUCACGUUGAUCGCGGGAAAUAGACGCUUCCCGGCUCAUCGAUUGGUGCUCAGCGCUGGAUCUGAAUACUUUGCUGCCAUGUUCACAAGUUCUCUGCGAGAGGCGGCGCAGGAGGAAAUAGAAUUAAUGGAUAUAGAUGGAGAUGCAUUAUGGGCUUUGGUUCUUUAUUGUUACACAGGUUGCAUAGAAUUACAAGAAGACAGUGUAGAGACCCUCCUCGCAACCGCAUGCUUGCUGCAAUUGAAUCCAGUUAUCAAAGCGUGCUGCCAAUUUCUCGUUAAGCAACUUCACCCGAGCAACUGCCUGGGCAUACGGAUGUUUGCGGAUACUCAGGGUUGUACAGAAUUAUUUGAGCACGCGCACGCAUACACGACCAAGCAUUUCAUGGAAGUCACAAGAAACCAAGAGUUCUUACUUUUAUCCGCCAAUGAGGUUACAAAACUACUUGAAUCCGAGGAUCUCAACGUCCCGUCGGAAGAAACUAUCUUCCAUGCACUUAUGACUUGGCUGGAACACGAUCCAGAGAACAGGAGCAAAGACGCCAGUAAAUUACUAGGUCUAGUCAAAUUACCAUUACUGUCACCUGCGUUUAUAGCUGACAAUAUCGAGAGCAACGACAUGUUCAAGGACCAAAAGAUAGCGCAGGAAUUAUUAAUGGAAGCAUUGAAAUAUCAUUUGUUACCUGAGCGAAGAGCCUUGCUUCAAUCAGGAAGGACGAAACCAAGGAAAGCCACCGUGGGUACGUUGUUAUCUGUUGGAGGAAUGGAUGCUACUAAAGGUGCCACGUCUAUAGAUGCAUUUUCAUUGCGUGACAACGCCUGGACGUUUUUGGCUACCAUGAGCGGCAAAAGAUUGCAAUUCGGUGCGGUGAUAGUCGAUAAGAAAGUAAUUGUCGCAGGUGGCAGGGAUGGUUUAAAAACACUGAAUACGGUGGAAUGCUUUGAUUUCUCCACCUUUCUGUGGAGCACUUUACCAGCCAUGAAUGUUCACCGUCAUGGGUUAGGAGUGGCAGUGUUAGGUGGACCCUUGUACGCUGUUGGUGGGCAUGACGGUUGGAGUUUCCUCGAUACGGUUGAGAGAUGGGAUCCAGCGGCGCGUCAGUGGAGCUCGGUAUGUUCUAUGUCCAUACAAAGAUCUACGGUCGGCGUGGCUGCAUUAAAUGAUAAGUUGUACGCUGUAGGAGGGAGGGACAUCAGCUCCUGUUUAAACACCGUGGAGUGUUACGAUCCGCACACUAACAAGUGGACACCGUGCGCAGCUAUGUCGAAAAGGCGAGGCGGUGUUGGUGUGGGAGUUCUGAAUGGUUGCCUGUAUGCAGUCGGUGGCCACGAUGCCCCAGCCAGUAAUCCCAAUGCUAGCAGAUACGAUUGCGUGGAAAGAUACGACCCUAAAACUGACACGUGGACUAUGGUCGCGCCAAUGAGCGUGGCCCGGGACGCAGUCGGUGUUUGUGUGCUAGGUGAUAGACUCAUGGCUGUGGGAGGAUACGACGGUCAACAGUAUUUAACGCUGGUAGAAGCUUACGAUCCACACCUCAACGAGUGGGAACCUGUUGCUCCUCUCAGAGCUGGCCGCGCAGGACCCUGUGUCGUCGUAAAAGAUUUAGCCCGUGGCACUUCGGCAACUUCUUAUUAAAUAGUUCGUAAUCUGUCUUAUCUUCCUUAUAUAAUUUGCGUACUUCAGGAAGUAUAUAACGAUCUAUUCUCUUUUCCUAUUUUUCUUGUGAUAUUUGCAUGCACAUUAAAUGAAAUGCAGUGUUACUUUUUUUCUGAGAAAUAAUAUUAGGUAACACUUGAUCCGUAAAUAAGUAUUAAAUUCCUCCCUGAUAUAUGAGUAAUUUUUAUAGAAUUUUUACAAGUUUUCGUAUUGAUAUUGGCAAACAGUAUUUUCGCUGCGAAUAUGUACACAUGAUAUUGCGAUUUUAUAUAAACAUUCAAUCUAAUGAAUAAUUGUGUUAAGGCCCCUGUGUCCUCACUUUGGCUGUCCUCGUUUGAUAACAUCAGAAGCGAGAAAUCGCGUACCAAAAUAUAUUAGGGCAUAUGUGAAAAUAAAAGAGUAUAUGCAUAAAAUAGCACUCGUGAUGGAUUCAACAUACUUGUAAGAAUGUCCGAACGCUUUCCUUUUAAUCUGAACAAUUAACAAAUAGCCGAAAAUUAGUGUGACAUACAACUUAUAUUGUUAGCCUAUUUUUGCUCAUGAUUUUUGUUAAUUUUAUAGCGAUUCAUUGAUUGAUCAGGUUAAAGGAAAGUAUCCGGACAUUUCUACAAGUGUGCUAAAUCUGUCACGAAUGCCAUUUUAUGCACAUCCUUUUAUUUCCACGUAUGCUAUGAUAUAUUUUGACAUACGAUUUUUCGUUUCUGACGUCAUCAAAUAAGGAUAGUCAAAGUGAAGACACAGAAGUCUUUAUAAAGAUGGUUGUGGCAGUUUGUAUUUAGAUAUCAUAUCAUAUUGUCAUAUUAACUUAGAACAUGUAAGAAUUUGUUAGUAGAAUUUGUAUAUACAAGCAUUCAUGGUUUCUUCAUAAAAAGAGGAGACGCAGUUUCUCCAUAUUUAAAAUUUCUCCGCAUUUCUCUGUGGUUUGCAAUAAAUUAUUAACUUUUUCUACAAAUCAGCGAUAGGGAAUAAGUGUUAAGUGUAAAAAUCGAAAAAUAAGUUUUGUAGAUAUAGAAAUAUUUCUCUUAAUAAAAUGUUCAUGUUAA